CAAAAGUGGGGGACUUGAACCUGAGAGGUGGUAGUUAGUGGUCAGAUUAAUAAACCAGACCAAAUCCAUUCCAAAAUCAUUCAACUCAAUUCAUUUCUCUCUUAAUUUUUUUUUCCCAAGAAAAUUCUAAAAUUUGCUGUUGCAUAAUCUUCUUUUUUCUUUACUUUUGCUGCUAAAUUCUUCCUCAACCUACGCGUUUCUCUUUCUUCCUACCCGCAACUUUCGCUCACUCGCUUUCUUUCUUUCUUACCCUUCCUACUUUUUGCUAGCUCAAGCACACCCCUCAAAACCCUGUUAAUUUCUUCAUUAAAUUCCCCCAUUAUAAUUGAUUUUCUUAGAUCAAUCUACUGUUAACCACUUGAUUCUUCAUCAAUUUUUCUGGUUAGUGAAAUCCAUCGUGUACUUAGUAUACGGCAUCUUGAGGAGUAAAACAUGAGCUGUUUCGGCUGCUGUGGAGAUGAUGAUUAUCAGAGAGGAGGUGAUAAUGGGGCAUACAUGACAAAUAAUCCAGCUGGCAAUCAUGCCCCAUAUCCAGCAAGAGAAGACAAGCCAAAGGAUACACAAACCGUAAAUUUUCAGCCUCCUGCGGUUUCUCCAAUUACCGUAGAUGAAUUGAAAGAAGUUACAGAUAAUUUUGGAACGAAAGCUUUGAUUGGUGAGGGAUCUUAUGGAAGAGUGUAUUUUGGUACUCUAAGAAGUGGACAAGCUGCUGCCUUGAAAAAAUUAGAUUCCUGUAAACAACCUGACCAAGAAUUUUUAGGACAGGUGUCUAUGGUUUCAAGACUUAAACAUGAAAAUGUGCUUGAGCUUGUUGGCUAUUGUCUUGAUGGCAACUUUCGGGUCCUUGCAUAUGAGUACGCUGCAAAUGGUUCCCUACAUGAUAUUCUUCAUGGAAGGAAAGGUGUCAAAGGAGCACAACCCGGUCCUGUCCUCUCAUGGGCACAAAGAGUUAAAAUUGCUGUUGGGGCAGCCAAAGGCCUUGAGUAUUUGCAUGAGAAAGCUCAGCCCCAUAUUAUACAUCGAGAUAUUAAGUCCAGCAAUGUACUUUUAUUCGACGAUGAUGUUGCAAAAAUUGCUGAUUUCGAUUUAUCAAAUCAAGCUCCCGAUAUGGCAGCACGUUUACAUUCCACGCGUGUUCUCGGAACUUUUGGAUACCAUGCUCCAGAAUAUGCUAUGACGGGACAAUUAAGCUCAAAGAGUGAUGUCUAUAGCUUUGGUGUUGUUCUCUUGGAGCUCUUAACAGGGCGCAAACCUGUAGACCAUACUUUACCUCGUGGACAACAGAGUCUUGUGACAUGGGCAACUCCAAAACUUAGCGAAGAUAAGGUAAAGCAAUGUGUUGAUCCAAGACUAGGUUCAGAUUAUCCUCCCAAGGCUAUUGCAAAGAUGGCCGCUGUUGCUGCUCUCUGUGUGCAGUAUGAAUCCGAUUUUCGUCCAAACAUGAGCAUAGUUGUCAAAGCUCUUCAACCUUUGUUAAGGGCCAAUGAAGCUUCACAUGCAUAAAAUCCCCGCUUGCCAAGGAAAUGAGAAAUUUGUAUAAGUAUAUUACAUUGAUUUCUUUCAUAUGUGAUUCAACAAUAGUGAGAUGUAUUCUGUUAAAAUUGAUUCUUGUAAACUGCUGUAACCUGUAAGUCUGUAAUGCAUAGAAUAUUGUUCCUAUAACAUAAAAAUCUUCCACCUUUAGGCAGUGUUUUCUCAUGUUAUGUUUGUUGAAGGGGGUCAUUUUUCUUCUUAA
Messenger RNA from Chenopodium quinoa (quinoa), 1735 nucleotides. Its product is annotated as pto-interacting protein 1-like. The transcript is spliced from 8 exons. The record is from RefSeq and is a predicted model, not a curated record. Bases 433 to 1503 code for a protein of 356 amino acids. Lineage: Eukaryota; Viridiplantae; Streptophyta; Magnoliopsida; Caryophyllales; Amaranthaceae. Gene Ontology annotation, molecular function: ATP binding; protein kinase activity. Gene Ontology annotation, biological process: protein phosphorylation.